AUGUCCGACAAAUUCGAUGCUAUCUGGGAGGACCUCCUGGCGGAUUUGAAGACACUCCCUGCUAUCUCGUUUGAUGGAUUCUCCCGUCGAAUUCAUUUCCGAGCUCGCUGGAAUAGUGACUUCAACAGUCUGAGAAAGUACAUUGGCACUGACCAACCAUACCCUGCUGGCGAUGAAAGUCACAACCAGGAGCUUGAUGGCAUGGACACAGGAAAUGACUUCAGCAGGCUGGGGAAUUGGUUCCUUGCUACCGAAUUUAUGAGAAUUGAUGAUGAUGGCUAUUGGCAGGUGGCUAUGGCAGCGCAACUGGCACCGUUUCUCUUCUAUCCUGUCUUUACCCCAGGGGUACUCCGAGGCCUUAUGUCGAUGUGUCUUGCCGAGCAUCUCAAUACUAAAUUCAAAAGCAAUGGCCAUCCCAGCCUCAUGGAGCUGGCAAACACUACCGGCUUCGCAGACUACUUCAUCAACAGAAUACAAACCAAAUCUUUCAUCAUCAACCUUGCCUUGACUGAUCCCACAAGGUCUGAUCAUUUGUUUAGCAUUUCAACCCUUCUGGUCGCGGACUAUCUGUAUUACAAAACUGCAUGGCUUGACAUAUUUAAAUUGUUCUCGAAAGACAGACCAAGCUUUAAAGCACUCCAUGCCUGGUCUCUUGUGACAUGGAAUGAGCAGGAACGGCGCGAUGAAGUGGAGACAGAUAACAUUGUGAAGAACUGUGGUAUAGCCGCGACAAUGGCAUAUUGCUCUGUGCUAGGCUCGCUGUCGACUUUUGACGCACUGAACUUCUUCUACAAGGCAGUGAUGGCUGCGAUUGAUACAGAUUUAUUUCCAGAACUUCGUUCAUACCUCGACAGCAUCGAAGCAAGUUUGAAGAGGUUGAUUGACGAAAAAGCUAUCAUCAACGAAUUUGUAAGCUACUCCGAGAAGCUCUACACGACCUUCUACUACAACAUGUCCGAGAAUUGGCGUGAUGGUGUACGCACCGCAUGGAGAGAACGUAAUACUGGCGCUUUAACAGACUGGAUCAACAAGGUUACGUCCUCGAAUUACAAGAAUCUAUCUCCGCUUAUACCAGUGGAAUUACAAUCUAGCCUUUUAUCUGGAACGAACCUGAAUCUUUCUCAAAGUGAAUCAAAGCAGAUCGAGGCUGUUGCUAACAACAACCGAUUCCUUGUGUCCGCAAAGCCGCCACGAUAUAGCCACGAAGAGUAUGGCACCGUAGCGUCAAAGUCUCUGAAAGUGUGCUCGGUCGGUUUCAACGGUGAAAAGCCUUUCACAACACCUUCGCAGGUAUUCUACACUACUACUGGACUUCGAGCGGUAGACCCCGAUUCCGCCAAAGCGAGUUGUCCACAUGCCCAUAUUGGGCCACUGAGAAGAGGACAUAUUCUCUAUCGCCUGGCUGGAAGUCUCGAUAACAAUGCGUACGAAAUUGUGGAAAUAAGAUCCAUAGAAGUGGGCCCCGAAACAGAGCAGACCGUAUACAGCGUGUCGCUGUGGGCAGGCGAGCAAUCGCAUCACGCGAACGGUUACCUUCUUGCCAUCAAUGAUCCCAACAGAGCUGUGGAAGCCACGGCCCGUGCUCUUCGUGCCCUUCCACCGAAGAAGCGACUCUCACUUCUUGCGUCAUUUCACGAACUCAGUUCGACAUUCACGAAGAACGACAUUCAAGCUAUCCAUGAGCGACUGAAUUACGAACUCUUUGGAAGUUAUGGAAACAGAGAAGAAGGCCCAAUCUCAAGGUCCGAGAUCUUCCCGGCCCUGGUCUCUCCUAGCGACCAGCUGAAGGCGAUGAAAUACAACCCUCGACAGCUACCCAAUGGCAUCCCUCUGGACAGGAUACAAAGAAGAUUUUCGCUGGUCGCAAUAGGCGACGCUAACUUGCCUUCGGCAUACACGCUGCCCGACUUGAGCGUCAUAGAUGACUGUAUUCUUAUAAAUGACUUGCCUCAGAUCAGAUGCAAGGUGAACCGGCAUAAGAGAACAUUUCGAUGGACGCGCAAAGUUCAGGAAGAUAUGUUUGAACAUGGAGUUCUGUCUCUCUACAGCCAUGGGCUGUCAGGCAAGGCAAAGAAGAUCCAGCUGCUUCACGCUAAGCGACAAGCAAGCGAAAAUAAAAGCGACGAUGAAGGGGAAUACAUACCCGUUAUCACAGUUUCAAUGCAAUACGACAAGAGCACCUGGACACCGGAUGAACCAAUAGAUGAACCGAAGGAUCCUAUUUCCGGUAUGGACGUGCAAUGGGGUUUUCUGUAUCCACCUGAUGGAUCCCAGACCACAGAAACGAGAGUACCCAUUCUUGACGAGCUCAGAGACAGACUCAACGAAAAAUACAAUCGAGAGUUCGAGAGGCUUUAUGAUAGCUGGGAGGUAAUACUGGACGACGGUAGGACCAGAGCAACCGUGGAAUUCAACCUUGCCAGCGUCGUACCUUUUAUCUCCGACGCUGGGAUGGACGUCAACACCCUGAAUGUGAAUUUCAAGUCUCAGUUGGGGAUUGAUAUUACUCUUCCGAUUCUAUUCCAGUCAUUAUAUAUCGACUAUGAUGUGGACCUACGCACAGUCAAGGGGGCCAUAUUUGACUACAAUCCUCUGAUGCGUGACACGAAAGGAGAUAGACAUUACAUCUGUGGGACUUCCGACAUUGAUGAUUCUGAGAUCUAUGAUAUGCGAUUGAAGACAUCUAGAGCGUUUGCAGAUUGUGCGAACUUGACUGCGCCGACCUCGGUCAAGUCGGCCUUACAGCCAGCAGAUGUGACCGAACAGUUGCAUCUACUGCAAGAGCCUACAGUUGAUGAGCUUCUCAAUCCGUAUGGCUAUGAUGAGGUUGCACGCGAAGAUUUGACGGGCCAGGCCAAGCCCACAAAUUUAAAUUCGAGUCUGGCAGAAAACCUCCCGUCAGACCUGCAGAAAUUCUUUCGAGAGAAGUACGCCCCCGCGUUUCUAUGUCAGUCGGUAAUGCGAUAUGAAAAGUAUGAAGAUAAUUUCACAGAGCAGGAGAAGAAGAACAUGCGGUACUGGUGGGACGGAAAUGGUGACAAGUGUCUUGCAAAGUCCAAGGAAUAUGCAGAAAUCAACCGCCGGGCUUCUGUUGAGGCAGUUCGACAAUAUAAUAAAGACAUACUGGAUAAAUAUCUCGACGAUAACCCGACGGAAUGGGCCUGCACUCUUUACGCCGCUCUGAAGGAUAAGGGCCGAAUGUUGACGUAUCUAGCACAUCCUAUCCAGGGCAGCGUAAAUGUGAUCAACCGCGAGUGCUGUAUCCUUGACGCAUUGGCACCAUCGGAGGGAAUAGCUGAUCAGUGGUUCGAAUACUUCGUUGGCUUCGCCAGUGAGCGUCAAAUUCACUAUCCAUACAUUGAUCCAGAUGAGGACCUGGCUGGCCAAUGGUUACAUGAUUCGAUGAAGGAUCUCAUUCAACGUGUCCUUGAGGGAGAUCCUUCUGUCGAAGAGGAUGUGCGCGAGGGGUUGGAAAAGGACAUAGAAGAAUUUGAAAAGGCGAAUGGACUUGAUCAAACUGCAACCGCCGAGGCCAGGGCUAGCAAUAUCGUGGAGAAGGGGGCGGUGUUCUUUGCAGAAGCGAAGAAGUGGCUGACUGCGGUGGGCAAGGGCCUGGCGGUUGCUUUGCAAGGCACGAGGCUGUUUCAAUUGGCGGAAGCUAGCUUCGACCAGGUGACAAAAGCUAUCGGUGACAGCUUGCCAGGGCUUAAGAAGCUGAAACCGCUCGCUACGAUAGGCAUGGUCGCGUAUUACGUAUUCCAACUUGCGUCGAGUCUCUAUGGGCUGAUCACAGAUUGGGACACCAUGGAAGACGCUAAGAAAGCAGUGGUAAUAUUAGAAAUGAUAACAACCGUUGUGAAUGGCAUCAGUCAGGCUCGUGAUGCCUGGAAUAAUUACAAAAACAGAGAUACUGCCGCAACUCCAGAGGACGCCUUAGAUACCGCCACUCUUAACCAGGGAGUUGAGAAGUCUGUUUCUGAAAGUGGAGGCGGGCUCGCUGAGAUGUCGGACCAGGUUAAUGGCGAAGGCACAUUCAACGAGAUUGUUAGCGACCACUUGCUCCCAGACGGCCCAGCUACCGAAGGUGACAAUGCAGGACGUUGGAACGAAGGGUCAGAUAAGCUGCCAGACAAUGUCCCAGCGGGUGGGGAGGAAGUGGUGGGAAAGUGGAACGUAUCUGGGAAUGCCGUCAAGAUCCUUAAUGCUUUCUUGGGCAUUGGAUUAGUUAUCGCAAUGACCUUCAGUUUGGUCCAGGACUGGGACAAAUUGACAACGGGAGGAAAGAUCAUCAACACGAUCGCACUGCUUUCGCAAACACUCACCGUGGUUUUGGAUAUUGUGGAAGUGGGCUCAUCCAUUGGACUCUAUACAGUCACAGGGGUAUUUGCCACAGCUUUGCCAAUCCUCGGGGCUGUGCUCGCGGUUCUUGGCAUUGUGAUGAUGCUAAUCAACCUGUUUGUGAACUUGUUCGGUGGCUCCCCACCUCCCGACCCGGUGCAGGAAUUCAUCGACCAUGUAGCCAAAGGCCUAGUUGGGGGAUUUGAAAAGGCACCUCCGCCGAAACUUGACUAUACCAUCCCCAGUGUUACCUAUGAAUCCGGCAAAGUGACAGGCAUCACCAUUAAGGGCGAAAACACCACAGGCGAUGAGAUCAGCAUCCCCAACGCACGAAUAAUUGUGACCAGUGGCAGCGACGACGUCUGUCUGUUCUCUACGAAUGAAUUCGAACUGGUGGAGGACACAGACAGCGAUAAGGACUCGGAUGGACAUCUCUAUGUGACUCCGAACAGUAAAGCCGAGGGCACCUUGUCCAGUAGCGUUCUAGGCGACGAGACGGAGUACCAUGAAUAUGAUCUAGUGGUCGGAGGAAACAAGAAGGAUACGGAGAACAGUUUGCACAAGCUGAUCUUGCGAGCGAAGGAGAGCUUCACUGCAGUCUGGACGGGGAAAAUUAACAAAAGCGGUCGGAGUCUGGUCGAGAUCAUUGAGAAAUCGGAUCUUGACAAAUGCCAUGUCCAGUACACGGUGUUGAGAAUCUGA
This is a messenger RNA of Aspergillus vadensis CBS 113365, 5040 nucleotides long. RefSeq lists its product as uncharacterized. NCBI's taxonomy places the organism in Eukaryota, Fungi, Ascomycota, Eurotiomycetes, Eurotiales, Aspergillaceae. The transcript is spliced from 12 exons. The coding region runs from base 1 to 5040 and encodes 1679 amino acids. The record is from RefSeq and is a predicted model, not a curated record.